UGUCGUUUCUUACUUGCAUUUCCCAUCCCUCUUGAGCUAAAUCUUCUUCUUUCUUUCCAUCCCCAGAGAUCUAUCGUGUCUGAACCCUAGAAGCCUUUUUUACUACAUCUGCAAGUAUGGCGACCAAUGCACCAAAUUUAGAGUGUCGUAUGUACGAAGCAAAAUAUCCUGAAGUCGACAUGGCAGUGAUGAUUCAAGUGAAGAACAUUGCUGAUAUGGGUGCUUAUGUAUCGCUUCUGGAGUACAACAACAUCGAGGGCAUGAUCCUUUUCUCUGAGCUUUCUCGUCGUCGGAUUCGGAGUGUGAGCAGUCUGAUUAAGGUGGGACGAAUAGAGCCCGUUAUGGUUCUUAGGGUGGAUAAGGAGAAAGGUUAUAUUGAUCUUAGCAAGAGAAGGGUUUCGGAGGAAGAUAUCCAGGCUUGCGAGGAGAGGUAUAACAAGAGUAAGCUCGUCCAUUCCAUCAUGCGCCAUGUCGCUGAGACCAUGCAACUUGAUUUAGAGGAUCUGUAUAUCCAUGUUGGUUGGCCUCUGUACCGCAAAUAUGGACACGCUUUUGAGGCAUUCAAGUUAAUUGUGACUGAUCCUGAUUCGGUGUUGACUUCCCUCACCCGUGAAAUUAAAGAAGUUGGGCCUGAUGGUCAGGAGGUCACUAAGGUAGUGCCUGCUAUGUCAGAAGAGGUAAAGGAUGCUUUGAUAAAAAAUAUUAGGAGGCGGAUGACCCCCCAACCAUUGAAGAUUCGUGCAGAUAUUGAAAUGAAGUGUUUUCAGUUUGAUGGGGUUCUUCACAUCAAGGAGGCUAUGCGGAAGGCUGAAGCUGCUGGCAAUAAUGAUUGCCCGGUGAAGAUUAAACUGGUUGCUCCUCCCCUCUACGUUCUUACCACUCAAACUCUGGACAAGGAGCAAGGGAUAUCUGUUCUUAACAAUGCAAUCAGGGCCUGCACUGAAGCGAUAGAGAGUGAAAAGGGAAAACUUGUAGUAAAGGAGGCAGCAAGAGCUGUGAGCGAGCGGGAAGAUAAACUACUUGCUGAGCACAUGGCGAAACUGAGCUCUCAGAAUGAGGAGGUUAGUGGUGAUGAAGACAGUGAAGAAGAAGAAGAUACGGGAAUGGGAGAAAUUGACGUGGAAAAUGCAGCCUCUGGAUUAGCAGAAUGAAGGCACAACAUGUUAGAUUGAGGUUGGGACUU
Telopea speciosissima is the source of this 1183-nucleotide messenger RNA. Its product is annotated as eukaryotic translation initiation factor 2 subunit alpha homolog. The transcript has 7 exons. The record is from RefSeq and is a predicted model, not a curated record. Gene Ontology annotation, cellular component: eukaryotic translation initiation factor 2 complex; multi-eIF complex; eukaryotic translation initiation factor 2B complex. Lineage: Eukaryota; Viridiplantae; Streptophyta; Magnoliopsida; Proteales; Proteaceae. The coding region runs from base 117 to 1151 and encodes 344 amino acids. Gene Ontology annotation, molecular function: translation initiation factor activity; ribosome binding; RNA binding.